AUGGUCAUGGCUACAAUUCAGUUCCAGUCCACAACUUUGGAUGCCAAUUUCUAUGUUGCCAAGGGAACCGGUGGAAAUCUCUUAGGUUGCCAAACAGCCGAACAGUUAGGAAUUUUAAAGAUAACCAUUAACACAGCAGUUAGCUCUUACAACGCUCGCAUUGAAGAUGAGUUCCCGAAUUUGUUCGGUAGUAUUGGGAAGAUAAAGAACACCCAAGUCCAGUUACAUAUCGACACCGAUGUUACACCCAAACAGCAAAAACAUUGUCGCAUUCCAUUCCACAUCCGAAAGGACGUUGAAAAGGAACUCCAGCAUUUAGAAGACCUUGAUAUCAUUGAGCAAGUUGAUGGUCCGACACCAUGGGUCAGCCCAAUCGUUGUGGUACCCAAGAAAACUGGAGAGAUCCGAUUAUGUGUGGACAUGCGUGAAGCGAAUAAAGCAGUGCAAAGAGAAAAACACCCCAUGCCAACUGUCGACGAGUUAAUCACAGACCUCAAUGGUGCCACAGUGUUUAGCACCCUAGAUCUUGCCUCAGGUUACCACCAACUGGAGUUACACCCUGAAUCCCGCCAUAUCACAACCUUUACCACUCACGUUGGACUUCGACGUUACAAGCGACUAAUGUUCGGCAUUAACGCAGCCUCGGAGAUAUUUCAGAAUGCAAUUGCAAACCUACUGGUUGGGUUACCUGGUUGUAAGAAUAUUUCGGACGACAUCAUCGUCUAUGGUCGAGAUGACAAAGAACAUGAUGAGAACUUACGAGGCGUGUUAAACCGCUUACAAGACAACAACGCCAAAUUAAACGGUGAGAAAUGUUCCUUCCGUCAGCACCAAGUAGUAUUCUUUGGGCACACAUUCAGCGCAAGUGGAGUUCAGGCAGACCCAAAGAAGAUCGACAUAAUCCGGAAUAUGCAACCUCCAAGAAAUGUCAGCGAAGUCAAGUCCCUUCUCGGAAUGACACAGUACGUAUCUCGGUUUAUUCCCAACUAUGCCUCCAUCACAACACCCUUGCGUACCCUGACCCACCAGAACGCCAAAUGGCAAUGGCAAGCGGAACAAGAGAAUGCUCUGAAAAAACUUCAACACGAGCUUACGAAUGAUCCUGUUAUGGCUUACUUCGACCCUUCGAAACCAACCAUCGUCAUUGUUGAUGCCAGCCCUUCGGGUUUAGGAGCACUGCUUACUCAAGAAGGCAGAGUUAUCAGUUAUGCAAGUCGUGCACUUUCCAGUGUAGAAUCCCGCUAUUCACAAACUGAACGCGAGAUGUUAGCCGUUAUAUGGGCUAUCGAACACUAUCAUCUUUACCUGUAUGGCGCUAAGUUUAUUGUCAUCACCGACCACAAGCCGCUACUCGGAAUCUUCAAAAGUCAGAAACCGACUUCAGCGAGAAUCGACCGCUGGAAACUAAGACUGAUGCCCUAUGAUUGCGAAGUUGUUUACAAACCAGGGAAAGAUGCAGAAAACCCUGCCGACUUUCUCAGCCGUCACCCCAACCCUGUUGUUUCUUCGCCCACCGACAACACCACCGAAGCCUAUAUCAACUAUUUGUGCAUCAACCUCAUCCCCAAAGCUAUGAAACUCGACGAAGUGAAGAAAGAAACUGCUAACGACCCAGUCCUUUGCAAGCUUUCUGAAGCAAUCACACACAACCGAUGGCUCGAUCCUGAAGUGAAACCGUUCGUUAACGUAAAGGACGAACUGUCUGUCUGCAAUGGAUUAAUCGUCAGAAACCACCGCCUGGUGCUACCUCAUUCACUGCAGAGCCAAGCCAUAGAUCUUGCACACGUAGGCCACCAAGGCAUAGUCAAAACGAAAAUGCUACUUCGUGAAAAGGUCUGGUUCCCCUCCAUAGAUAAGAUGGUGGAACAGAAAGUCAAGACGUGCCUGCCGUGCCAAGCAGCAACCACAGGUACUUAUCGACAUCCAGAACCCUUGAUCAUGACACCGCUGCCCGACGCACCAUGGCAAGAUGUUGCUGUCGACUUUGUUGGUCCGUUCCCAUCAGGUGAGCUGCUACUCGUUGCCAUCGACGAAUUUAGCCGAUUCCCCGAAGUAGAAAUUGUCACCACUACGAGCGCAAAAGCUGUCAUCCCAAAGCUGGAUAACAUAUUUUCCCGCCAAGGUGUUCCUGUUGUUCUUAAAAGUGAUAAUGGUCCGCCAUUUAACAGCUCGGAAUUUGAACAAUUUGCCAGUUACCUUGGUUUCGAACAUCGCAAAGUCACUCCGUAUUGGCCAAAGGCGAAUGGAGAAGUGGAACGGUUUAUGCGCACCAUUGAAAAAGCCAUACGUACAGCACACAUCGAAAAGAAGAACUGGAAACAAGCCUUGUAUCAAUUUCUCCGCCAGUACAGAGCCACACCGCACAGCACGACGAAUGUGUCACCAUCCGAGGCCCUGAACAAUCGAAAGUUGAAGAUACCACUUCCGAGUAUUCCAAAAACUCAGCAACAAGAAACCCAAGAUCCAAUGCGAAAACGAGAUCAAGAAAAGAAAGAAAAGAUGAAGAAAUACUCAGAUCAUCGACAACACUCGAGAACAACUGAUCUGAAGAUAGGAGACACAGUCCUGAUCCGCCAACCAAAGAAGAACAAGCUUACCCCACCAUUUAACCCCAAACCAUUCACUGUUGAAGCUCGGAAAGGAACUAUGGUUACCGUCAAACGUGGUUCGAAGAAGAUAACACGCAACAUAUCCUUUUUCAAAAAGAUUGAUAAUCGUGUAACGGAUAGUUCAGAUGACGAAGAUGAUGACGAUUUUGAUUGCGACCGAACCAACGAAGACCAACUCAAUCAAGAACCUGUUCAUUUACGAAGAUCCCAGCGAGAAAGAAGACAACCAAAUAGACUUGGAUUUUGAACAUUGAACUAUCAAUGACUAUAGACACAUAUUGCAUGUUAUUAACAGUUGAAAUUUGUUUCAGUUUAAAUUCCUAUUGUCGUUUCGGGCAGAGGAGACAUUUUGAAUAACAUAACGUGAAGAACAGAGAACCUAUACUAAUGUGGGGAGGGAUGUAAUAUAGCUAAUUAAUAUGCUAAUAACUAAUCCAAAUAAGAAUAACUAAUCAGUAUUCAAUAUAUAGUUCACAAACACUAUAACACGCGUUUAUCUCGUUUUAUUGAGUCUUAAACACUACA
Molecule: messenger RNA, 3134 nt
Organism: Paramuricea clavata
Lineage: Eukaryota; Metazoa; Cnidaria; Anthozoa; Malacalcyonacea; Plexauridae
Source: the annotation of a GenBank genome assembly